Corapipo altera (White-ruffed manakin) is the source of this 1923-nucleotide messenger RNA. It is a transcript of the gene HSD17B7, whose product is annotated as hydroxysteroid 17-beta dehydrogenase 7. Gene Ontology annotation, biological process: cholesterol biosynthetic process. Gene Ontology annotation, molecular function: 3-beta-hydroxysteroid 3-dehydrogenase (NADP+) activity; 5-alpha-androstane-3-beta,17-beta-diol dehydrogenase (NADP+) activity; estradiol 17-beta-dehydrogenase [NAD(P)+] activity. NCBI's taxonomy places the organism in Eukaryota, Metazoa, Chordata, Aves, Passeriformes, Pipridae. Bases 40 to 1038 code for a protein of 332 amino acids. The record is from RefSeq and is a predicted model, not a curated record. The transcript has 9 exons. Gene Ontology annotation, cellular component: endoplasmic reticulum membrane.
GCGGUUAUAGCGCGGGGGGGCGGAGGGCGCGGGGCAGGUAUGGAGCGGGUGGUGCUGGUGACCGGGGCUAACAGCGGCGUGGGGCUGGCGCUGUGCCAUCGGCUGCUGGAGGAGGAUGGCCGCAUCCACCUGUGCAUCGCGUGCCGCAGCGUGCAGAAGAGCGAGGCCACGCGGGACCUCAUCCUGGCCACCCACCCCGCCGCCCAGGUCUCCACCGUGGAAGUGGACCUGGGCAACCUGGCUUCCGUCCUGCGUGCCGCCCAAGAGCUCCGCUGCAGGUUUCAGCGCCUGGACUUUGUCUACCUCAAUGCUGGGAUCAUGCCCAACCCACAAGUGAACUUCAAAGCCCUCUGGCAGGGUCUCCUCACUGGGAAGGUGCUUCACAUGCUGACCACUGCCGAAGGCAUGAUGACCCAGACGGACAGGCUGACUGGAGAUGGACUUCAGGAGGUGUUUACUACCAACCUCUUCGGGCACUUUAUCCUGGUUCGUCAGCUUCAGUCUCUACUCUGCGGUAACGAGAAGCCCUCACGACUCAUCUGGACCUCCUCCAGCAAUGCCAGGGAGUCUGCCUUCAGCCUCUCUGACUAUCAGCAUGCCAAGGGGCAGGAAUCAUACAGUUCCUCUAAAUAUGCUACUGACCUGACAAGUGUGGUUCUGAACAGGAAAUAUAAUAACCAGGGUCUGUAUUCCAGUGUUGUUUGUCCCGGUCUCGUUAUGACUAAUAUGACCUACAGAAUUUUGCCAGUCUUUCUGUGGAAGCUGUUAAUGCCCAUCAUGUGGUUGAUCCGAUUUUUUGCCAAAACUUAUACUCUGACACCGUAUAAUGGAGCAGAAGCUCAUGUGUGGCUGUUCAAACAGAAACCAGAGUACCUGGAUUUACUUGCGAAAUACCACAGCUGUACUACUGGAUUGGGGAGAUGCUAUGUGGAGCCCAGGAAGAUGGAUGUGGAUGAAGACACUGCUGAGAAGUUGUACCAAAAGCUGUUGGAACUGGAGAAGCAGAUUCUAGAGAGAUACAGUGACCUUUUAGACUAAGUAAAGCCAGUCUCAGUGGGGUAAGAGUCUUGUAUCGGUCACGUGGGCUUUCUUCAUUCCGGUGCUACUCAUGUUGCCUGCUGUUCUGCAGGCACACAGCCUCAGACACAAUCUUCCUUCUCGACAGAAUGUGAACAGUUCCUGAAAAUGGAAAUGUGAAAACUGAAGAGAAAUACUUAGACUUUCUGGUAUGGGAUUUUUAUUUUUGGCAUAAAACUGGAGACCCAGAGUAGACGGAGUCUGUCUUAACAGAAUUGCAAAGCAGUGUCUUGCAAAAACAUGACUGAACUGUGCACGGUUCAGGAACAGCCUCAAAAACGUGUGUUUUAAACCUGGUUCAGAGCAGUAAAGGCAGCAGUCUGGGGUCCUGCCCUGCAUCUUGGCUCUACUUGUGUUUGUUGGUGGCUCAAACUUGUUACCUGUGGCUGAUCCUGAUGUACUUGAAGGCUCACCUUCAGAAGAGCUGCUCUUACACUUGUUCACCAAAGCUGGGGCUGGCUGUACUGACCUGCUCAACAAGAUUGAACCUUACUGGCAGUCAGGCUCUGCAUAGCAUCUGAAACCAAGCUCCUGAAGAGGUGGCUUGAGAAGCACACCCCUGCCUCAGCUGUGAGGAUAGAUGCCUUGCUCUCCCCUGGGUGUGAGGGCAUUAAGGGUUUUAACCACGACUGGCUGUAAAGGCUGAAGCUGAUGAUGUUAACCUGGACUCAGGGCUAGUCUGCUCUGUUUAUAGCAAGAGUGAGAGGUUACCAUGUUGUUUUAUCUAUUUAAGUGUCUUUUUAUAUAAAUCUAUUGUACCAACCUUUCUUCCUAUUUGGGGACCUUCACCAAAUACCUGGCACCAAGUACCUUCAAGUGCCCUGAUGAAUAAAUGACUGGAACUGA